AUGUUUUCCUUCUUGAUAGCUACGUUACUUAUUCUAGCGCAUCUCUUCGCUAUUAAAUUUCAUUUUGAACUAGAUUGGGAGAAACACAUGGAGAGUAUAUCUUCUUUCAACAACAUGAUCGUGCUGCUGAUAAUUUGGUUGAUGUUUUCCAGCGCAGUUAUUACCGUCACUCUAUUAGCGAACAAUCAGGCGACCAUCCCGUGGUUGGAGGUGAUAAGAGGCUUCCAAAUAUAUCUGUGGUUCGUAUUGGGAUGCCAUGUUGAUGAUAAAAUCCGCCAACAAGUGGAACGCACGGACUUGCUCAUCAUCAAAUAUUUAAUUGAUUUUCAGGCUGAUCCUUCUCGAAAGAGCGUGCUCCAGACUUUCCGAGUGCUGGUCACCACUAAUCGUCUUCAAUUCAACGCCUGUAACCUGUACCAUAUUAAUUACACCACGCUGCUAGGCACUGUAGUCAGCGUCAUCACUUAUAGCAUCAUAUCGAUACAGUUACUAUAG
Messenger RNA from Aricia agestis (brown argus), 495 nucleotides. RefSeq lists its product as uncharacterized. Lineage: Eukaryota; Metazoa; Arthropoda; Insecta; Lepidoptera; Lycaenidae. Gene Ontology annotation, biological process: sensory perception of taste. The record is from RefSeq and is a predicted model, not a curated record. The coding region runs from base 1 to 495 and encodes 164 amino acids. The transcript has 4 exons. Gene Ontology annotation, cellular component: membrane.